Molecule: messenger RNA, 1560 nt
Organism: Helianthus annuus (common sunflower)
Lineage: Eukaryota; Viridiplantae; Streptophyta; Magnoliopsida; Asterales; Asteraceae
Exons: 1
Coding region: 1-1560 (519 amino acids)
Biological process (GO): DNA integration
Molecular function (GO): nucleic acid binding; RNA-DNA hybrid ribonuclease activity
Source: RefSeq, a predicted model, not a curated record
AUGCUAACCGGCCCAGAGACGCGCUACUCAAUGAUAGAGAAACUGGUUCUCGCGCUAGUACAUGCUUUACGAAGACUACGCCGAUACUUCACUGGUCAUGUUAUUACAGUUCUCACUAAUUAUCAUCUAGGCCAAAUUCUGUCCAAACCCGACGUUACGGGGCAUCUGGCCAAAUGGGCCAUUGAGCUGGGAGGAUACAAUAUCCUAAAUAAACCUCGACCGGCAAUCAAAGGCCAAGUGUUAGCAGACUUCGCCACAGAAGUUCCCAUAGACAAAGUACAGGAAUGCGAGGCGAUCCAAAACCCUAUUCCAGUCUUCGACGAUAGGGUUUGGACAUUGCACACAGACAGAGCUUCUAACGAUGACGGAGCAGGCGCAGGCCUUCGACUGGUUAGCCCAGAUGAUCACGAGUUUACAUACGCAAUAGGCUUAGACUUCAAGAGUACAAACAACGAGGCAGAAUAUGAAGCGUUUCUUGCAGGCCUCCGUUUGGCACUUAAAAUGGGAGCAAAAAAUCUCGAAGCUCACCUCGAUUCAAAGCUUGUGGCCGAGCAAGUUUAUGGUCAUUACGAUGCAAAGGGCGAAGCCAUGGCGUUAUACCUGGAACAAGCACGAAUGCUUAUCAGCCAAUUCCAAGCGUUCAAGAUAAUUCACAUAAACAGAAGUGAAAAUAAGCAUGUGGAUGCACUGAGUAAAUUAGCUGCCACCAGCUUCAAACAUUUUGCAAAGGAGGUGCGCAGCGAGGUGUUAUCCAACCCAUCCAUUCCUCUCAAACAAGUGAACAUCAUCGAAGCCGGCAACCCAUCCUGGAUGUCUCCGAUCAUCAUGUACUUGCAGCAUGGCAAACUACCGGAAGGGAAAGCGGAAGCUAGGAAGAUCCAGAACAAAGCACUGAACUACGAAAUGGCAGACGGUAUUUUAUACCGGAAGUCAUUUAUGAGUCCACUCCUACGCUGUGUCGAUAAAACAGAUGCACAGUACUUAGUCAGAGAAAUCCACGAAGGAUUGUGUGGAAUCCACGCCGGGCCGCGCAUGGUAGUGGAAAAGAUAAUGAGCGCAGGCUACUAUUGGCCAGGAAUGCAUGUGGACGCAGUGGAAUUAUUGCGCAAAUGUGCAGCAUGCCAGCGCCAUGCGCCAAAAACCCUCCGCCCAAAAAAUCCUCUAGUACCGGUCACCUCCGCCUGGCCUUUUCAACAGUGGGGUAUAGACCUUGUCGGUCCUUUUCCUGACGCGCCAGGCGUAGUCAAAGUCAUUAUUGUGGCAUUUGACUACUUCACUAAGUGGGUAGAAGCCAAGGCAUUGGCGUCAACUACAGCGAUGGUAAUUUGCAAGUUUAUAUGGGACCAUAUCAUCUGUCGGUUCGGGUUGCCCUUGCGCAUUAUUUUAGAUAACGGCACAAAUUUUGCUUCAGAAGACCUCCAGAAGUGGUUUAAAGAAAUGAAGAUCGAACACAACUUCGCUUCUGUGGCGCACCCACAAGCAAAUGGGCUGGUCGAAAGUAUAAAUAAACAAAUAGUCGAUGGCAUCAAAGCAAGAUUGAGGACGGCGCGCAGAGGAUGA